This is a messenger RNA of Gossypium raimondii (Peruvian cotton), 3256 nucleotides long. RefSeq names its product glutamate receptor 3.6. Gene Ontology annotation, molecular function: ligand-gated monoatomic ion channel activity; signaling receptor activity. The coding region runs from base 217 to 3051 and encodes 944 amino acids. Gene Ontology annotation, cellular component: plasma membrane. NCBI's taxonomy places the organism in Eukaryota, Viridiplantae, Streptophyta, Magnoliopsida, Malvales, Malvaceae. The transcript is spliced from 8 exons. The record is from RefSeq and is a predicted model, not a curated record.
UGUCAAUUAAUUUUCAUCCUCAGGAAUUCACACUAGGCGCCAACUUACGCAUGUUAUCCUUUUAGUUGCUUCUGUCCACCUUUCAUGAAGCUCAGUAAUGGCUCCAAUCUCAAAGCGCAACCCAGUUGUUUCAGCACAUGUUAAAUACAGGGUUUCUUACUUGAAAUUCAUGGCUGCUACGCUACACCUACUCUGCUACUAGUCGGAGCAACUCUAAUGAAGCAGCAGCGGCAGCAAUUUACCAUGAAUAUCAUCCUAUGGCUUCUGACGUCUAUGAUCGUGUGCAAUGGUCUUCCACUGAAAGCAAACGUUUCUGGAAGGCCUGCAGUUGUGAAUAUUGGUGCUAUUUUUUCAUUCAAAACUGUUAUCGGAAAAGCUGCAAAAAUUGCAAUCGAAACAGCCAUAGAAGAUGUAAAUUCAAACCCAGAUAUCCUUCCAGGAACUAAAUUAAUACUACAGAUGAAGGACUCCAAUUACAGUGGGUUUAUGGCAGUAGUGGAAGCUUUACUGUUCAUGGAGAGAGAGACUGUAGCCAUAAUUGGUCCCCAAUCUUCUGUGACGGCUCAUGUGAUUUCCCAUAUUGCCAAUGUCCUGCGAGUCCCUCUAUUGUCAUUCUCAUCCACAGAUCCUACCCUGUCUCCAAUUCAGUUCCCAUUCUUUGUGAGGACUGCUCAGAACGAUUUGUAUCAGAUGUCUGCCAUUGCUGAAAUCAUAGACCAUUAUGAAUGGAGAGAGGUCAUAGCAAUCUACGAGGAUGACGAUCAUGGCAGAAAUGGGAUUGCUGCUUUGGGGGAUAAACUGGCCGAAAGACGAUGCAGGAUCUCCUACAAAGCGCGUUUAAGCCCAGAACCCACCCGGGAUGAAAUCACUGACGUGUUGGUGAAGGUGGCUUUGAGGGAGUCUAGGAUUCUGGUUGUACAUGUUCCUGGUAGCUGGGGUCUGAAAGUGUUCAGUGUGGCUCAGUAUCUAGGAAUGCUUGGAACUGGCUAUGUUUGGAUUGCUACUAAUUGGCUAUCUACCGUCCUGGAAACCAACUCCCCCUUAUCUCAAGAUGCUAUGGAUGAUAUUCAAGGUGUUGUUACGCUGCGGAUGUACACUCCAGAUUCACAACUCAAGAGGAGAUUUGUUUCAAGGUGGAGCAACUUAACCAGAGGAAAGCUAAUUGGACUCAACACUUACAGUCUGUACGCCUAUGACACAGUCUGGUUGCUAGCUCAUGCAAUCAAUGGAUUCUUCAAUCAGGGAGGAAACAUUUCGUUUUUAAAUAAUUCUAGAGCAUCGGAGCUGAGUGAAGGGAACUUACACCUUGAUGCUUUGAGCGUGUUUCAAGGAGGGAACUUGUUACUUGACAACAUUUUGAACGUCAAUAUGAAGGGUGUUACAGGGGAUUUCAGGUUUACUAGUGAUCGGAAUCUCAUUCAUCCUGCAUUUGAAAUCAUUAAUGUGAUUGGUACUGGCUAUAGAAGAGUAGGAUACUGGUCCAAUCAUUCUGGCUUAUCAACCGCACUUCCAGAAACCCUUUGGGAAAAACUGCCUAACCGUUCUAGCACAAGCCAAAUGUUACACGGAGUUGUUUGGCCUGGACAAACGACGCAAAAACCCCGUGGAUGGGUAUUUCCAAACAGUGGAAGACAUUUGAAGAUUGGAGUUCCUCAUCGUGUUAGUUACCGUGAAUUUGUGUCAGUAAGGGGCCCUGAUGUAAUUACAGGAUACUGCAUUGAUGUAUUCACUGCUGCUCUCAAUUUGUUGCCCUAUGCUGUCCCAUACAAAUUAAUUCCCUUCGGGGACGGCCGUACCAACCCAAGUGGCACUGAGCUGGUGCGUUUGAUCACAGCAGGUGUAUUCGAUGCAGCAAUAGGCGACAUUGCAAUCAUCACUAACAGAACAAAGAUGGCAGAUUUCACACAGCCAUAUAUUGAGUCUGGAUUAGUUGUGGUAGCCCCAGUUUGGAGGAAGAAUUCUAAUGCUUUUGCCUUUCUGAGGCCGUUCACAGGAAGGAUGUGGGCAGUGACAGCUAUCUUUUUCCUGCUAGUGGGAACAGUAGUUUGGAUUUUGGAGCAUAGGAUGAAUGAUGAGUUCAGAGGCCCCCCAAGAAGACAAGUAGUUACUAUUUUAUGGUUUAGUUUUUCAACUUGGUUCUUCGCCCACAGAGAAAAUACUGUCAGUGUACUUGGUCGCAUAAUUCUUAUCAUCUGGCUAUUUGUGGUUCUCAUAAUCAACUCUAGCUACACGGCCAGCCUUACCUCCAUCCUUACAGUGCAACAACUUAGUUCUCCCAUCAAGGGCAUUGAAACUUUGGUAUCAAGCAAGGAUCCCAUUGGCUACCAGCAGGGAUCAUUUGCUCGAAAUUAUUUAAUUGACGACCUAAAAAUCGAUGCAUCACGGCUGGUUGCUCUUAAUUCCCCGGAAGAAUGUGCUAAAGCUUUGAAAGAUGGGCCCCACAAGGGUGGUGUGGCUGCAAUGGUGGAUGACCGUGCUUAUAUAGAGCUCUUUCUCUCCACCAGAUGUGAAUUCAGUAUCGUAGGCCAAGAGUUCACCAAAAAUGGAUGGGGAUUUGCCUUUCCACGGGACUCUCCUCUAGCAGUGGACAUGUCAACUGCCAUUCUCAAACUUUCAGAGAAUGGAGAUCUCCAAAGGAUCCAUGACAAAUGGCUGUUAAGACGUGCAUGUAGUUAUCAAGGUGCAAAAAUGGAAGUGGACAGGCUUCAGCUUAGAAGCUUUUGGGGCCUAUUUCUCAUAUGUGGAUUAGCUUGCUUGAUAGCUCUCUUUCUGUAUUUCUUGAAAAUGGUAAGGCAGUUCAGCCGUCACUACUCUGAGGAAUCCGAUCUUUCAGGCCAAAGCGCUCGAUCUGCACGCAUUCAGACAUUCCUUUCCUUCGUUGAUGAAAAGGAAGAGGAGGUUAAAAGUCGGUCCAAGAGAAGGCAAAUGGAGAGAACCUCUAAUCGGAGUACUGAUGAUGGAUCAAAUAGCACUAGCUACUCCAUCAGAAGAAAUAGUGAAUUUGCUUCAAACAAAAGCCUUGGAGCUACCACUAAUAGGGGUGAAGUCUAGGUAAUGUUUGUUCCCCCCGCAUGAUUUUAUUUUUACAAAAAUAGAUAUUGAAAAAAGGAAAUCAAUUUAGAGAAGCAGUGGAGGCAUAUUAUGUAAGAAUCAAUCAGCCUCAGCACAUAAAGGCUAAGGGUAUAUGUCCUGCUUGUAUAGGCUUAUUUUUCCUUUUUUUUCUUCAUAAAUUUGACUUCCAAGGUGGGUUAUUGAA